AUGGAGACGCUGAACCUCCAACCCUCGCAGCCACAAUGUCCGCCCACGUCGGCUGGCAGCAGUGACAGGGGGGGGGGUGCCGGAUGGGGAGGCCUGCUGCAGGAUGGGACUCUUAUUGAGCGUUUGAGCGAUGAGCCAGGUCAUCACAUCUACCAAACUCAUCCAUCAUGCCCCACAAAUGGACACAAAUAA
Xyrichtys novacula (pearly razorfish) is the source of this 192-nucleotide messenger RNA. The record is from the annotation of a GenBank genome assembly. NCBI's taxonomy places the organism in Eukaryota, Metazoa, Chordata, Actinopteri, Labriformes, Labridae.